Thunnus maccoyii (southern bluefin tuna) is the source of this 3262-nucleotide messenger RNA. RefSeq names its product lectin, mannose-binding 2-like a (gene lman2la). Gene Ontology annotation, cellular component: COPII-coated ER to Golgi transport vesicle; Golgi membrane; endoplasmic reticulum membrane. Gene Ontology annotation, biological process: endoplasmic reticulum to Golgi vesicle-mediated transport; endoplasmic reticulum organization; Golgi organization. Lineage: Eukaryota; Metazoa; Chordata; Actinopteri; Scombriformes; Scombridae. The coding region runs from base 721 to 1824 and encodes 367 amino acids. The record is from RefSeq and is a predicted model, not a curated record. Gene Ontology annotation, molecular function: D-mannose binding. The transcript is spliced from 9 exons.
CAGCUUUUGUGCCAUAAAAAUAUAUCAUCAGGAGCACAUUCAUAGCAGAUAAUUCAUAACAGAGCUGUUGAUAAAGUUUAAAAAUAUUGAAACAUGUCAAACCAAGGUGGAACCAUUAAGAAUAAAAAUUAUACUCCAAAUAUAUGUUGACUCCAACACAGCAAACUUAGAGUUGAAUGAAUGAUAUGAUGCUACUAUAGCUCCAGCUUCAAUUUAAGAAUGACAACCAGUAAUAGGCUAAAUAAUUAUCAAAAGCAUGGAUGUAUUAGAGGCUAGAGCAUACAUUUUUUCUACAUUCAAUUAAAACCGAUGGUGUUUCAGACAAACUUUCAGCCUUUCAUGCAGAUAAUAUAACAGGUAUCCUGCUUUAUGGACCAUGAAUGUUCUAGAAACUUAUGCAGAAAGGCUGCACCCACAAAUAAGACCUGCCACGCGCGGGUUUCCCAAAGAAUACCUGGAUUAGUAUCAAGAUUACGAUUAUUGACAUUUCAUAGUAUAGGCAAUUUCUAUAUUAUAUUUGCUAUCGUUUCACACUUUCAAUUUCAUACAUUAAUUGAUUUAUUCUUACUAAAACCAUCAGCUGAAAAGGAGAUACAUUACAACCAAUAAAAAUAGUGCAUUCUGAUUGACAACCAAAUAGACCAAUGACGACGAGCUAUGCAAGACAGCGGACCAAUGGGAAGCCUGCUAGCUGUUCAGAGGGGUGAGUUUUGACCUACGAUGGCAGCCGACAGCCGGAGCAAUCGUUGCAGCGGCUGCAAAUCACUAUCUAGUUUAUUUUCUACACGGAAUACAAUGCCUUGUAAAUCAUACUGGACUUUAGCUUUUCUGAUUGUUAUUGUAAGCCGAUGUUUCGCCGACGACGAUCACGAAAUGGAAGAGUUUCUGAAGCGGGAAUAUUCCCUUUCCAAGCCUUACCAAGGUGUGGGAUCUUCAGGCUCCUCCCACUGGGAGCUGAUGGGUGAUGCCAUGGUAACCGCCGACCAGGUGCGCCUCACACCUGACAUGCAGAGCAGGCAGGGGGCAGUGUGGAGCCGCCUUCCUUGCCAUCUUAAGGACUGGGAGAUGCAGGUGCACUUUAAGAUUCACGGACAAGGAAAGAAGAACCUGAAUGGUGACGGGUUGGCUAUUUGGUAUACUAAAGAACGCAUGCGGAAAGGUCCCGUGUUUGGAAAUGUAGACAACUUCACUGGCUUGGGUGUUUUUGUGGACACGUAUCCCAAUGAGGAGAAACACAUAGAGGCGCAGAAGAAGAGAUACACUCCUCGCACACAGAGGAUCUUCCCCUUCGUCCUGGCCAUGGUGGGGAACGGCAGCAUCAGUUAUGACCACGAGCGGGACGGACGGCCCACAGAGCUCGGUGGCUGCAACGCCAUGGUUCGCAACCUCAAACAUGACACCUUCCUCUUCAUCCGAUACAUCCGCCGAAGACUCACGGUGAUGAUAGACAUCGACGGGCAGCACGAGUGGAGGGACUGCCUCGACAUACCCGGGGUGCGGCUGCCCCAAGGCUUUUAUUUCGGAGCUACUGCGAUCACCGGAGACCUCUCAGAUAACCAUGAUAUAAUUUCCCUGAAACUCUACCAACUGACGGUGUUGCGGAGUAAAAAGGAAGAGCAAGAGGAGGAGGAGGAAGAGGAAAUAACCAUACCCAGCGUAGAUAACUUUGACCUACUCAGAUUGGGUCAGGUUGAAGAAGGGAUGAGUGGCAUCGCUAUUUUCUUCACCGUGCUCUUCUCCAUGCUGGGUUGCAUCUUCCUCAUCGUCAUCGGCCUGGUGGUCUACAGCCACUGGAACGAGAGCCGACGCAAGCGCUUCUACUGAGGAAGAGGGAGGGAGAGAGGAAAAACAAAACAAGGAGACAGUGAUUGUGAUAACUGCCUGCAGUCCACGGACCCAACUGCACUGAGACGAAAGUGAGAUCCCGCUGUCGGCCAGUAGAGCGCAGCAGGGUGUUUUUAUCCUGCCGACAAAACACUUUUGACAGCAGAGUAUCACCUGCCACAAGAAGCCAUUCUCCAACUUUUGCCAUUGGUUCGUUAUGAAGCUGUAGGAGGACUUUAAUUUUACACAUCCUCUGUCCUCAGAUCCUGCCUGAUACACACCAACUGGGCCUUACCAUCUCCACCUCUGUGCUUGUUACACGGCAGACAUGCAGUAUAUUACAUGACUUCUUCUGAGCAGCUACAUUUUCUUUUUUUUAUUACCUUUCGCUGCAUUUGACUUUCCACUAAUUUUCAGUGCACUGAUAUUGAUUUUAUGACUUUGAGAAAUAUAUAUAAGUAUCUGAUGAUGUGUUCCUACUCAUGCUUCGUUAACCAAACGUCACUGAAAACCCCACCGUACCCAAUCAUUUAGAGUCUGUGUAUGUAUAUAAUAUACAUAUUGUGUAUAUAUAGUAUUCUGCAUAUUCUUAUCCUGUAGUUGCUGUACUAUGCAUGGUUUGUUGAGGGUUUGUUUUUAUUUUUUAAAUCAUGGAGGCUACCACCGUUCUUUGUUUACAUCCUCUGUCUCAUUGAUGCAUGUGCUGGUGGCAAAGAUUUGUAUGUUUCGGAGGAAUAUUUAAUUUCCUUUAAAUAGAAUUUUUAUGUAUAUAUUUGAGAAAAAUUUGAGAAAAUGUAUCAAAUUUCUUGAUCGGUACAGAGCAAAUUCUUUUAAAUGUAUUUAAAAAUAGAUAUAUUUAAUGUCAGAAUAGGAGCUUUGCACUGAAAGGCAGCGUGGGGACGAUUAAAGAGGAUUUAAACUUAUUUAUUACAGCUGUAUUCCCCAUCGCUGAUACUUUUUAUCUGCAUAUUUAAUACAAAAAUGACUGAAAAAUGUGUUUCUUUUGUGUUAUAUGUAAAAACAUCACGUCUUGUUUUUGUGUUGAACUUGCGGUUUUGCAGUGGUUUGAACAAACCUGCUGAUUUGGCCUCAGGCUGCCUCUUUUCAAUCUAAGCGUUAAAUCGGUGGCUGACCAGCUGUUGUUGAUUCAGCCUCGUCUUCUUCUACAUGCUCUGGAUAUGGUUCCACGCCUUUGUCAUCAUCAUUGAUCUUUUGCGGUGCAUUGUUUUUGAUGUGUGUGAGGACUUCCUCAUUUCCUGUAGCCACUUUGACAACCGUCCUACCUUAUUUAUAUUUGUUUUAUUAUUUGUUUCCUUUUGUUUCUUGAUUUGUAUGAAAACUGUGUGCCUCAUGUAUCCAUUCACUGACUCUCAUCUACAUUUUCUAAUUCUUUGUUCUGAACUAUUUGCAUUGCCUCAUUAAAGACCGAACAAGAACA